AUGACUUCACAUGCUAAUGCAGAUCUUGAUGAUAUUGUUAUUUUGUCUGCCGUACGUACACCUAUCGGUUCGUUUAAUGGAUGUUUAUCAGCUCUGAAAGCUCAUCAGCUUGGUGCUGCAGCAAUAAAAGGUGCAUUGAUUAAAGUAAGUGGUGCUAUUACAGCAGAUGAAGUGAGCGAAGUAUUUAUGGGUCAAGUAUUGACCGCUAAUGAAGGUCAAAAUCCGGCACGACAAGCUGCACGUGGUGGUGGUCUACCUUAUCAUAUACCAGCAACUACAAUUAAUAUGGUUUGUGGUUCAGGCUUGAAAGCAGUCAUUUUAGGUGCUCAAGCUAUUCGAACAGGUGAUGCUACAAUUGUAGUUGCAGGUGGACAAGAAAGUAUGAGUCAAGCACCACAUUGUAUUUCAAUGAGAAGUGGUAAAAAGAUGGGUGAUGCUGUUCUUGUUGAUUCAAUGUUACAUGAUGGUCUGAUAGAUGCAUUUAAUCAUAUUCAUAUGGGUAUCACAGCGGAAAAUGUUGCUGAAGCAUGUAGUAUUACACGACAAGAACAAGAUGAAUUUGCAUUACAAUCUCAAUUGAAAUGUGCACAUGCUAAAACACGUGGACAUUUUGAUGAUGAAAUUGAACCGAUUAUUAUUUCGACAGCUAAAAAUGAUAUUCAAAUAAAAAGUGAUGAAUAUCCACGUCAAGGAGUAACAAUAGAUUCUAUGUCGAGAUUAAAGACAGUAUUCAAGGAUGGUGGAACAGUUACUGCAGGCAAUGCAUCAGGUCUUAAUGAUGGAGCAGCUGCAUUAAUUCUUUGUUCAAAUCGUACUGCUAAAAUAAAACAACAAAUACCUCUAGCAAAAAUUGUUUCAUGGGCACAAUCAGGCAUUGAUCCACUUGUUAUGGGUUUGGCACCAAUCAAAGCAAUUCAAGAGGCUUUACGUAAAGCUAAUUGGUCUAUUGAUACAGUAGAUUUAUUUGAAGUAAACGAAGCAUUUGCUGCUCAAUCUGUAGCAGUUAUUCGAGAUCUUCGCAUUAAUCCAGAAAAGAUUAAUGUUAAUGGCGGCGCAAUUGCUCUUGGUCAUCCUCUUGGUAGUUCUGGCGCUCGAAUACUUGUUACUCUUAUUCAUACACUUAAACGAACAGGUUUAAAACGAGGAUGUGCCGCUCUAUGCAUAGGUGGUGGCAUGGGUAUUGCUAUAUGUAUUGAAGCUUAUUGA
Messenger RNA from Rotaria sordida, 1206 nucleotides. The record is from the annotation of a GenBank genome assembly. Lineage: Eukaryota; Metazoa; Rotifera; Eurotatoria; Philodinida; Philodinidae.